This is a messenger RNA of Kluyveromyces marxianus DMKU3-1042, 444 nucleotides long. RefSeq names its product Mim1p (gene MIM1). Gene Ontology annotation, cellular component: mitochondrial outer membrane. Bases 1 to 444 code for a protein of 147 amino acids. The record is from RefSeq and is a predicted model, not a curated record. The transcript has a single exon. Lineage: Eukaryota; Fungi; Ascomycota; Saccharomycetes; Saccharomycetales; Saccharomycetaceae. Gene Ontology annotation, biological process: mitochondrial outer membrane translocase complex assembly; protein insertion into mitochondrial outer membrane.
AUGGCCGAAGAGGUUUUCAACGAUAUUCCAGAAGAACUGCACGCUACUAUACUGCCCAGAGAGGUAAGUUCAGAUGCAAAUGAUACCACGUCGCUAAAAGACGAAGAGAAACAGUACCUGUCAGAAAACAGCGUUUCUGUGUCGAGAAACCAGAGCUCGACAACCAAGAGCUUGAGCCAGCUUCCCAGCGAAAACGGAGUGUCUUUCGGGAAGAUUUUAUCGUUCGCCGGAUCUUGUUCGAUAAACCUGGUCUUGCCCUUCAUCAACGGCCUCAUGCUUGGGUUCGGAGAGCUUGUGGCCCACGAAAUAAGCUGGAACUGGAACUGGUUCAACAAGAGCAACAAUGGGUACAGGAUCUUCCCGGAAAACAGGAAACAGGCUGCUACUGCUACUGCUAAGAACCCCUCCUCUAACGACGCUGACGCUAAUGAUAAAUUCCUUUAA